Molecule: messenger RNA, 636 nt
Organism: Folsomia candida
Lineage: Eukaryota; Metazoa; Arthropoda; Collembola; Entomobryomorpha; Isotomidae
Product: protein NATD1
Exons: 4
Coding region: 66-545 (159 amino acids)
Source: RefSeq, a predicted model, not a curated record
GGUGGAAUAUUUAUAAAUGUACAUAAUAAAAUCACUCAGUUUUGCAUUGCAACGAAUCUAUAAUCAUGAGAAGCCUUCAUCGCGUAAUAAUAUCAUCCAGAGUUCUACAGAGUAUUCCCAAGCCGACCUUUACGGGUAGCAGUAAUAGUAAGAAGAGCCCAAUUCGUCUGAUUGAGAGGUCUCAUCAAGCUCUAUUCCUGGAAAAUAUAAAGUUCUUUAAAAUCGCCAUCCCUCAACAAUCGAGAAGAAUGUCCACAGAAUCGCCACCUUUGAUUGUAGAACAUGAUCCAUCAAACAAAAAGUUUUUCAUUCGACUCGCGAAAGAUGAAGCCAAGUUGGAGUAUGUUCGAAAUGGCGAUAUUCUAAAUAUGUGGCACACUGAAGUUCCUCCACCCCUUCAAGGAAAGGGCAUCGCUAAAGUUCUAGCUCAGGGGGCUUUUGAUUAUGCUGUGCAGAAUAAUCUCAAAAUGAUGCUGACUUGUUCUUACCUACAAAAGUUUUAUAAGGAGAAUCCAAAAGAAGAGUACAAAAGACUGAUUGUGUGAUUGAUUGCAGAUGAUACCGACUAAUACACUUUUAAAAUACUUAAUACAAAAGUAUGCAUAUGUGAUCAUAUGAAAAUUACAAAUGAAAAAA